ACUCCAAGUUAUGGCUUGUAGUGCUUCAGAGUGAGCUGAGUAGACUAUAUUUGUAGCUUGAUAAAAUAAUACUGUUACUAUUAAAACUAAAAAAUGUUUAAAUCAUUUGACCAAACAUUUAAAUUUUGCACGUUAGCAAUGGCAAUUGCAUUAAUUUAUCCAAACAAAAACAACAUAAAGAAACGACUUCUAUGUUUUGGUCUUCUUAUAAUUUCAAAUCUAAUUCAACUAUAUUGGUUCAUAGUUAACAUAUUUGAGAGUCUCAUUCGACUAGAUAUGGCCAACAUUACAAGACAUAUAACUGUGGCCAUUAUUGUAAUUUUGUUUCUAUUUAAAACUGUCUACUGCAUAUGUUAUGGUGAGAAACUAGGUAAUUUAUUGAAUACCAUAUCCAACGAUAUGAUCGAAGCCAACGAUAAGGAGGAAGACUUUAAAAAUGUAAUGGAGAAAUAUAUAAAAAAAGCAAAAAUCGGAGAAAUAGUUUGGACAAUAUUGCCAGGUUUUCUUGCAAUGCAAUAUCCACUGUUUGCCGCUAUUUGUUUAAUAUAUGACAAUAUAACUGCGGAUUAUCCACAGCGGUACAUGGUACACGAGGUGGAGGUACCACAUCUAAGUAACGUGCAGGACGAUACACCAUAUUUUGAAUUCAUAUUUGUCAUGAGCUUAUACACUGUAAUGUGUUUAAUACCUAAUUUCAUCGGGCUGGAAGGUUUCUUCUGUAUUUCUACAACGCACAUGUGUGUUAAACUAAAAUAUGUUAGUUGCACGAUCCAGAAAGCCUUUAACGAUACAACUACUAGUUUUGAAUUGCAUAAUAAAAUCAGAGACGCCAUAAAACGUCACCAAGAAGCCUUACAAUUUUAUGAAGACUUGCAGAACUUCUUCGAGCCCUGGUUGUUUGCAAUUUUCAUUAUGACAUCAACUUGCCUUUCCUUUAACUUGUAUCAGAUCUCUACACUUACAUCGUUUGAUCCGAAAUAUGUUACUUUUUGUAUAACUAUAGUAAUGCACACGUAUAUUACUUGUAUAUUCUCCAGCAAUUUGACUCAGUGUGCUGAAGAAAUGACUAUGGAUCUUUACAAUGCACCGUGGGAAAAUCGAAGUGAUGUUAUCGCAACCAAAUAUCUGAUUUUCAUGAUCGCCAAGGCCCAGCAUUCCCUCCAGCUCGGGGGUUAUGGCGUAGUCGUCUAUAACAUGGAAUUGUUUGUUUCGAUUAUGAAAACGUCAUAUUCAUUUUACACUUUGAUCACUAGUAAAUAAUUAGUCGAGGAGAUCUUUCAUUGUUUUCGAACACAUUUUUACACCAGUUGCAAAUAUAAGGAAACCAGUAAACAAUUAAUCCCGUUAAAAACCUAAAAUGU
This is a messenger RNA of Galleria mellonella (greater wax moth), 1361 nucleotides long. RefSeq names its product odorant receptor Or2. The record is from RefSeq and is a predicted model, not a curated record. The transcript has 2 exons. NCBI's taxonomy places the organism in Eukaryota, Metazoa, Arthropoda, Insecta, Lepidoptera, Pyralidae. Gene Ontology annotation, molecular function: olfactory receptor activity; odorant binding. Bases 94 to 1260 code for a protein of 388 amino acids. Gene Ontology annotation, biological process: sensory perception of smell; detection of chemical stimulus involved in sensory perception of smell. Gene Ontology annotation, cellular component: plasma membrane.